UUUGGGGCAUCAUGUCAGAGUUUUGGCCAGUACCGCCUGCCGCUAUGGCACCACCUCUGAAUCCGUGGGAGGUGAGUCCAUGGACGGACGAACAGAAUCGCUCGAUGUGGCGCAGCUGGGCCCAGAGCCUGGCCAGAGUUCGUCGCAAUGCGGCGGCGAUGUAUUACUUUGAGAAGAGCAUCGAUGACCAGGAUGCGAAUCGUUACGUGGCGCUGUGCAUGCGUAGCAAUUUCAAUCGGAGCAUCGCCAAUACGGAGCAGGCAUUGAGGGACAGCCAACGGGCGUCUGAGGCGGCGCCGUGCAAUCCCUACGUCAAUCUGCAGGUGGCCGAUGCGCUCUACGAUCUGAAUAGGUUCGAGGAGAACAAGUUGACGCUGCACAACAAUUCGCUCCUGCUCAAGGGCACCAAACGGAUGCCGUUCAGUCGUCGGAUGCUGGUUGUGAACAGCAACUUUCAGGACAAUGUGGGUGAGAGUCUGGGUCCGUUCCUUCUGAAGAACAUGGCGCGAAUGGCCAGCAUCCAUGAUGGGGCGUUGAGGCCGGAAAAGAUGAUGCCAGCAGCCACGCGCUGGAAGGCGCUCAAGGAUCUCAAUGAGUGCGACGUGAACAGCCAUAAGGAAAGGAAAAAUAUCCGGAUAUCGCCGAUGGAGAUGGCACGACGGAAGCGUAAGAUGAAAAUCUACAAUCAGAACUAUUUAAGUGGCUCCUGGAUAGAUGUUGCCUUCCUCAAGAACCUUCGAAAUAAUCCGAUUGUGCUCUUGGAGAGGUACUACAAGUCCGCCAGGGAACGGCGAGAGUAUUUAAAUAAUUCCUAUACGACUACGAAAAGGUUCAUCAAAAUGCUGCACUGUCGCAGUCCCAUGUACAACGAGCAAUACCAACGCUUGUCCAACCCAAAGGUCAUGGAUCGCCUCCACCAGGCCAAUAUGUUUCGCAUACAGUAUCAGGCGCGUCGGCAUAUGCUAUCGAUACUGCGCACUAUACGCGAAAUACGCGAACAGAAGGACGUGCAGCGCCUGCGUAAGUUUGUGGCAAAGGUAAUGGGCGAGUUUGUUGUGGUGAAGACGAAGGCGGUAAUGCCGUGGAAAAUAGAGUUCAUGAACGAGGUGUACAAUCACUUGGCGCUGAGCCUGUGCGAGGCAUAUAAUAUACCGAACUACAAGGUGUCGCCGUACGAUAACGAUUCCAUGUGCCGCCUGCUUGGCGUCAAUCCAUUCAAGCCCUCCGAGGUGCACCAAGUUGUGUUUGGCAGGCGACCGUCGUAUGUGUAUGACGAGAGCAUGCCUGUCAACGAGCACGUCAGGGCGUUCAGGAUGGCCAAAGCGGCGCUGGAUAGACGCCUCUACUUCUCCAAGCUGCCCAUCGAGCGUAGCUAUUUGCUGUUCGAGAUUGCCGACUGUUUGCUGAUGCAGAAUCAUCUGGUGCAGUGCCUGCUCUAUGCGAAGCGCGCCAUCGAUGAGGCCAGGCGGGCGAAUAGCAAGAUCUGGGAAUUCCUGGCCACCAUGAUGCAGGCGAAGGCGCACGCGAUACUCUGCAAGUACGAGCGGCAGGCGGAGGUGCUCAACUCCGCCUAUGUGCUGGCCAAGGAACUCAAAUCGCCCAAACUCUGCACCUUCAUCGAGCUGUGCCGCAUGCUCAACAAGGACUACAUGAUGCUGCGAAAGAUGGCCGUACCGGCUUCCACCAGACGACUACGCUACAGGGUCUCCAAUCGAUCCAGCACCGCACUGUCUGUAUCGCGCUAGUGAAGCGAGUACCGUACAACCGUCACAAUGUGGGACUUUCCCGCAUUCCGUUGCACAGCACCCGCUUCACUGGCUCGAUUACGACUCGAGCUGAGACCCGCUUUUAGCGUAGGUAGUAGAUAUUGUAUUUAUUUCAAGCGAUCAAAUCAACAAAGCUAUUUCAAAUUUUAUGAUAAGUUUAACAAUCGACAUAAAUUGACAUUACAAAAUUCUGUAAUUCAUAAGGAGCACACAAAAAUCUAAAA
Messenger RNA from Drosophila arizonae, 1990 nucleotides. It is a transcript of the gene r-cup, whose product is annotated as ryder cup. Lineage: Eukaryota; Metazoa; Arthropoda; Insecta; Diptera; Drosophilidae. Gene Ontology annotation, molecular function: protein binding. The record is from RefSeq and is a predicted model, not a curated record.